AUGAGUAUUAAUGUAGCAGCCAAUGACAUGGAAUUCAUCGAUUCUUUAAACUUUCUUCCUAUGGCUCUGUAUAAACUUCCAGGAGCAUUUGGUCUUAAUGAAUUGGCAAAAGGAUAUUUUCCCCAUCUAUUUAAUACGAAAGCCAAUCAAGAAAUUGUACUUCCUCAUUUACCUGAUAUACAUUACUAUAACCCAGACGGAAUGUCACCAUCAGAAAGAAAGAAGUUUGUUAAGUGGUAUAAUGUUCACCACCAAGAUGAAUUUAACUUUCAGUCAGAGAUUUUAAAUUAUUGCCGGUCGAACGUGGAUAUACUUCGAAGAUGUUGUUUACAGUUCAGAUCUAUAUUUAUGAAAAUUACCGAGGAUGAAUCUAGUCUUGGUAUAGACCCCUUUUAG
This is a messenger RNA of Anneissia japonica, 396 nucleotides long. RefSeq lists its product as uncharacterized. Bases 1 to 396 code for a protein of 131 amino acids. Gene Ontology annotation, molecular function: DNA binding; DNA-directed DNA polymerase activity; nucleotide binding. Gene Ontology annotation, biological process: DNA replication. The transcript has a single exon. The record is from RefSeq and is a predicted model, not a curated record. Lineage: Eukaryota; Metazoa; Echinodermata; Crinoidea; Comatulida; Comatulidae.